CUAAAGUAAUUAUUUACAAAAGAAAAAUUUCGUAGAAAGUUAUAUAUCUAUAAAAAAAGUAUCGGUUAUGAAAAUUAAUUUAAUUUGUUUUCAAUUAUUUGAAUCUGUAUGCACAUCUCUACAUAUAUGUAUAUGACAACGAUGUAACAUACAGUAACAAAGAAUCGAUUAUAUUUAUUCCUUGGAACUGAGAAGUAAAGUUUAUAUGUGUCAUAUUGACUUGUUUCUUUAAUAUAAAUAGUUCAUAAAGAUUGCAAGCAUGGAUUAUGAUGAUUUCUUCUUCGAAGAAGAUAAGAUUCUAGUGGAUCAAACAGUACUAUCUACAAGUAAUAUAACUGUAACAAAUAUUGUCGAUGAAUCUAAAGAAAGUUUUGUUCCAUUAACCACCGUGCCAUCAGCUAAUGUGCAAUUGCAUCAAUUUACUACAAUGGAAGAUCGCAUACCAGAUGUAGAACUGGUCAGUCAAGAUCAGUCUCUUCAUCAUCUACCCAAUAAUACGGGUAUGACCAUAACUUCUGGAAAUAUUGUAAUACAAAAAGAUAGCAGUAAUCUUAUUGGCAUAAGUAUUGGAGGCGGAGCACCAUUAUGCCCCUGCUUGUAUAUUGUACAAAUUUUUGACUAUUCACCUGCUGCUAUAGAUGGUACUUUACAAUCAGGAGAUGAACUUGUAGCAGUAAAUGGAGUAUCAGUUAAAGGAAAGACAAAAGUAGAAGUUGCAAAAAUGAUACAAUCUUGUGAUUCUCAAGUCAGUAUUAAUUAUAAUAAAUUACAUGCCGAUCCUAAACAAGGUCGUACUCUUGAUAUAGCUUUGAAAAAGGUAAAACAUAGAUUAAUUGAAGGAAUGGGAAGUGCAACAGCAGAUGCACUUGGAUUAUCACGUGCCAUUCUUUGUAACGAUGCACUCGUACAACGAUUAAUGGCAUUGCAGCGCACAGAAAAUUUGUAUAGAGGUUUAGUUUCCCAUGCUAAUGCUACUUUACAUAGUUUUUUUGAUUUAAUACAAAUAUACAAAGUAUUUGGUGAUGCCUUUGCUGCAAUAGGAGUAAGAGAACCACAACCACGAGCUAGUGAAGCUUUCAGACAAUUUGGUGAACAACAUAGACAAAUGGAAAAAUAUGGAAUAACAAUUUUAAAAAAUUUGAAACCUAUAUUAAAUGAUUUAGGCACAUAUCUUCACAAAGCUAUUCCAGAUACUCGAUUAACCAUAAGCAAAUAUGCUGAUGCAAAAUUUGAAUAUCUUUCUUAUUGUCUGAAAAUAAAAGAAAUGGAUGAUGAGGAACAAAGUUACGCAUCAAUACAAGAACCUUUUUAUCGAGUGGAAACAGGCAAUUAUGAAUAUCGUCUAAUCUUAAGAUGUCGACAAGAAGCUCGUGCAAAAUUUGGUAAACUUAGAUCAGAUGUACUUGUAAAACUCGAAUUAUUAGACAAUAAACAUGUUCAAGAUGUCGUAUGGCAAUUGCAAAAAUUUGCAGCUGGUUUAGCAAAAUAUUAUACUAAUACACGAGAUUUAUUAUCCUCUGCAAUGUUAUUUCCUGUUGAAGUUGAUUUAUCACAUUCUGCAUUCCAAUAUAAAUCUACUGGUCCUCAAGUAAUAACUGAUGGAGAGGAUGUAGAUGAAUUUGAACCUGAAGAAAAAGCAAAUAUAAAUGAAGAUUUACUUAUAGAUACACAAAACUUUCCACUAAUAACAUCAGAAUCUAACAAUAUGUAGCAAUGUGCUUCUUGCUUUCAAAGAAUUUUAUGAACUAUUACGAUAUUUUAUUAAUAUUUAAAUAUGAAUGAUAUUAUAUAUACAGUGAGCCUUUUCUAGUGUAACAUACUUUUACUACUUUUAAUGGAAUUCUGCUCUAGUUUCAUUCUUUUUCAUAAUACAAAAAACGAAACCAAAGAUUAUUAUUUAAAAAGAACCAUAUAAUUCUAACAAAUCUGUAUAAAAGAAAUAUAUAUAUAUAUUGUAUUAUAUAUUUUUUUUUCUUUUUUUGUUUCUUUUGCUAUUUUAAAAAUAUUUAAAUUUUAUUAAAAUUGUCUUCAUACAUAAGUAUUCAUUGUAAGGUAUAAAAAUGUAUUUGUUACAUUCUAAACUAUUAUAAUAAAUGUAUAUUCUAUGUCAAA
This is a messenger RNA of Bombus huntii, 2112 nucleotides long. It is a transcript of the gene PICK1, whose product is annotated as PRKCA-binding protein. Gene Ontology annotation, molecular function: phospholipid binding; protein kinase C binding; protein domain specific binding. NCBI's taxonomy places the organism in Eukaryota, Metazoa, Arthropoda, Insecta, Hymenoptera, Apidae. The record is from RefSeq and is a predicted model, not a curated record. The coding region runs from base 260 to 1711 and encodes 483 amino acids. The transcript has 7 exons. Gene Ontology annotation, biological process: intracellular protein transport; positive regulation of receptor internalization; dendritic spine maintenance. Gene Ontology annotation, cellular component: neuron projection; trans-Golgi network membrane; postsynaptic early endosome.